This is a messenger RNA of Esox lucius (northern pike), 6592 nucleotides long. It is a transcript of the gene nsd2, whose product is annotated as nuclear receptor binding SET domain protein 2. Gene Ontology annotation, biological process: regulation of DNA-templated transcription. The transcript has 21 exons. Bases 141 to 4208 code for a protein of 1355 amino acids. Gene Ontology annotation, molecular function: protein binding; histone H3K36 methyltransferase activity. Gene Ontology annotation, cellular component: nucleus; chromatin. Lineage: Eukaryota; Metazoa; Chordata; Actinopteri; Esociformes; Esocidae. The record is from RefSeq and is a predicted model, not a curated record.
GUAUUUUUCGCGCUGAUUGGGAGUAUAGUUUCCCGCAAGCCUUCAUUCAAGUUGAAUGUUUUCAAGAUGAUUCAGACUAUUUUCCAAUUUGAUAACUAUUCGAGAAAUUUAACAGCGGAGUGAGGGUGCAGCUGGAUAGGAUGGAGAGUAAGGGACGGUCUGGAGUGGAAAGUGCCAAUAAGGGAAGGUCUCUGCCCUCCAUGCCUGAGCCACUGAACCCUGUCAGCAUGAAGCAGCCAGCAGAGUCACUGGUAGCGAGGAAGGUUCGGGGUGGGGCGGAUCUUGGGGCAGACCCGGUCCUCUUGAUGGACAAGGCCGCCGCCCACCUGGCCGUGACACUUCAGGACAGCGUUCUAAACAAGAUGGCCACACAUGGUCACAACCACAAUAUCCACAGCCACGAGAGGCUGAAGGACCUUACGUCUCGCAUGCUCAAUGGGGACCAGGACAAACUGCCCAAGCUGUGCCCCCCACACCCUGAGCCCCCCAUCCUGAAGGGUGCCGAUGCCCACCCCGCUUCCCAGAGGAAAGCUACCUCUCCUGAGAUUAAAUUACAAAUCACCAAGGUGGUGGCCAAGGGAAAGCCGCUUUGCUGCGAGCCGUGCUGUGGAGAGGGACCCCACCUGCCCAUGGCCACAGAGGGACUUUUGACUCCGGCGAACAAGGAGGGUCGGAAGAGAAGACCCAUCCUCCCCAAACCUCCGCUCCAAAACAUAUUUGGCUCAAGCCCUGUUCAUCCUUCAGAGGUGUCAUCUGUUAGUCAGCCGGCCGAGGUGGCUGCUACUCCCCAACAGGUCACUCAACUUGUAGUCAAGGAGGAGCAAGGUCUGGAGAAGGAGGUGCAGAAGGAGGUCCAGGGAGUGUUUUCCAUGGGGGACGUGGUCUGGACCAAGGUGUCAGGGUAUCCAUGGUGGCCGUGCUUAAUCACUACUGACCCCGAACUCCACACUCACUUGAAACUCAGAGCCAUUAACAGCCAAUCGACUGGCAUCAUGUACCAUGUCCAGUAUUUUGGAGGCACGCCGGAGCGGGGCUACAUUUCUGAGAAGAAUGUGGUGUUGUUCAGUGGUGAAGAACAGUAUGUUGAGCUCUGCUACGGCAACAAACAGCCGUCCUCCCGGGUUGUAGUCAAGAAGAGUACAUCUCCCUCCGUGCCCAAGAAGCUCCAUGCCCAGUGGGUGGUGGGCAUUACUCAGGCCAAGGAGGCUGCCAGUCUGGCCCUGGAGGACCGAUUAGCCAAGUACACCUUUACCUACAGUGCUGACGGUCCACACCUCAACCCCCAUUUGCUGGCUAAUUCAGGACCAGAGCAGACCCAAGCCCGGUCACAGGGGCAGGAAUCAUCCAGACUCAGCCCCGUGCUGCCCAGCUCACCGGUGCAGGCCACACCCAAAGACAUCAGCACUUCACUGGAGAAGAGACAGCGAGGGGGCUCCAGGACGACAGGAGGGUCAGAAAAACAAGGAAAACAGAAGCUGACUGCCUCAAUACUGAAAAGGAAAACGACUAAAAAAACAAACGCCCUGGUCUCCCAUAAAGGACCAACCCCUUCUCAGGAUGUUCGCUACCCCGCCUCAGAGACUGAACAACUUGAACCUCGGAAGCUGAAACAGAAGUCCAAACAGACUCAACUACUCACCAAGUCCAGGUGGAAGAAAUCCAAAGUGGAUGUCCUGACUGCCAGCCACCCAAAAAUCAUUUUAACUGCACCGUCUUUGAUAGCUAAGAAAGUUCCCAAAACCAAGACCUGUACCCGUAAAGAACCACUAAAGACAAAACCUGGAGGGAAGAAGGGUCCUCAGAAGAAGCAGCCUAGCAAAAAGCAGCCAAGUAAACAGUCUGGUAAGCGUGCUCUGGAGGAGAAUGAGGAGGAGAAAGACCAACAGCCUAAGAAGAGACGUAGAGUUGGUGACAAACCUCAGGUGGUGGCAGCAGGCUCCUCGGCCCCCACCAAGAAUAGAAUCAGAAAGAAACCGGAGACUGAUGUCCGGAAGAGGGGUUUCGCUAGCUCUAAAUCGCUGGAGGACAAGGAGCCAUCGAAGCCCAAGCGAAUCAGGAAGACGCGGCAGGAUUCUGCAUCCUCACAGACUAAGAAGAGGAAGCGAGCCACAGCCAGUCCAGAGCCAGAAGGCUCCGGCAGUGAAGAGCGUCCUGAGUCGCCCAGUGACAGCAUCGAUGAGACCAGCGGGGCCAAGAAGGCCAACGGAGGCUCCAAGAAGGAGUCCGUCUGUCAGGUGUGUGAGAAGGCUGGAGAGGACGUGUUGCCAUGUGAGGGACAGUGCUGUGGAUCCUUCCACCUCUCCUGUGUAGGCCAAGACCUCAAGCUGCCGGGCAAACUGCUAUGCCCAGACUGCACUUCAGGGGUCCACCCAUGUUUCAGCUGUAAGGGUUCGGAGGGGGAGAUGCGUCGCUGCGGUGUGCAGCAUUGUGGGAAGUUCUACCAUGACGCCUGCCUCCGCCCCAACCCGCUCACCGUCUUCGACAACAAGGGCUUCCGCUGUCCACUGCACACCUGCCUCAGCUGCCAUUACAGCUGCCGCUCCAAUCCCAAGGCCAGCAAGGGCAAAAUGAUGCGCUGCUUGCGCUGUCCGGUUGCCUAUCAUACGGGAGAGAUGUGUGUCGCUGCCGGGAGUGAAAUGUUGACCCCCACCACCAUCAUCUGUACGCACCACUUCACUGCCAAGAAGGGGUACAGCCACCAUGCACACGUCAACGUCAGCUGGUGCUUUGUAUGUUCCAAAGGGGGCCAGCUCUUGUGCUGUGAGUCCUGUCCAGCAGCGUUCCAUCCAGACUGUUUGAACAUUGCCAUGCCAGAUGGGAGCUGGUUCUGUAAUGACUGCAGAGCCGGGAAGAAACCUAAAUACAAAGACAUCAUCUGGGUAAAACUGGGCAACUACAGAUGGUGGCCUGCGGAGAUCCAGCACCCCCGUAACAUCCCCACCAAUAUCCAGCACCUUCGCCACGAGAUUGGAGAGUUCCCCGUGUUCUUCUUCGGUUCUAAGGACUACUUCUGGAUGCAUCAGGGAAGAGUGUUCCCAUACAUGGAGGGAGACCGUGGCAGCAAGUUCCAGAAGACUGGCAUCGGCAAAGUCUUCAAGAACGCACUGUUGGAAGCAGAGAAUCGCUUCAUGGAGGUAAAGAUGGAACGGGAAGCCAAGGAGGCACAGGAGAACGACCGCAAGCCACCUCCGUAUAAAUACAUCAAGGUCAACAAGCCGUGUGGCCGGGUGCAGGUCUACACAGCCGACCUAUCGGAGAUCCCCAAGUGUAACUGCAGGCCCACAGAUGAGAAGCCAUGCGGCUUUGAGUCAGAGUGUCUGAACAGGAUGCUGAUGUACGAGUGCCACCCCCAGGUGUGCCCAAGCGCAGAGCGGUGCUGCAACCAAGACUUCACCAAGAGACUCUACCCAGAGACCAAGAUUGUCAAGACCGCAGGCAAGGGUUGGGGCCUGGUGGCACUGAGAGACAUUAAGAAGGGUGAGUUUGUUAAUGAGUACAUCGGAGAGCUGAUCGACGAAGAGGAGUGUCGCUCCAGAAUCAAGUACUACCAGGAGAAUGACAUCACUCACUUCUACAUGCUCACCAUCGACAAGGACCGGAUCAUUGAUGCUGGCCCCAAAGGGAACUACUCACGUUUCAUGAACCAUAGCUGUCAACCAAACUGUGAGACGCAGAAAUGGACCGUGAAUGGAGAUACAAGGGUGGGCUUGUUUGCUGUCUGUGACAUCCCUGCAGGGACAGAACUCACCUUCAACUACAACCUGGAUUGCCUUGGUAAUGAGAAAACUGUAUGUCGUUGCGGUGCUCCAAACUGCAGCGGUUUUCUUGGUGACCGGCCCAAGACAUCUGGUGGUCCGGCUACAGAGCCCAAGGGUAAGAAACUCAAGAAAAAGGUGAAGAAGCGGCGCAGUCGCAAUGAGGGGAAGAAGUCUGAGGACGAGUGUUUCCGCUGUGGGGAUGGAGGGCAGCUGGUUCUCUGUGACAAGAAGAGCUGCACCAAAGCCUACCACCUGUCCUGUCUGGACCGCACCAAAAGACCCUUCGGUCGGUGGGACUGCCCCUGGCACCAUUGUGAUGUUUGUGGGAAGCUGUCUGAGGCUUUCUGCCAGCUGUGUCCCAACUCCUUCUGCAAGAACCACCAGGAGGGGGCGCUGCGGCCCUGGGCCCCAACCGGUCAGCUCUGCUGCCAGGAGCAUGACAACCCCUAACCUAAGCCUACCCCAACACCCUGUCCUGGAGGAGACUCAGGUCGUACUGUCCCCUGGGCCCCGAAAUGUUCCAGAACACACCAGGAGGUACUGGUCUUGCAACCGAAGCCUGACCUCUGACCCUUAACCCCAGACUGGGAGACACCUACUCAUAAAAAAAUCUCUUCAAGGUGACAGAUAGAAAGCACUGUAUGUAUGAUGUCAUGACCUCUCACCAGGAACAUGCUCUACAGCUCUUUCAAACAAUCAGCUUCUUUUACACUCAACUGGCCGAUAGUUUUUUUUACUCUGAUGCUGGUGGUCAAUCUGGUCCUUUUACACUCAGCCGGCUGGCCAAUCCGGUCCGUUUACAUUCAGAUGGCCAAUCAGGUGCUUUUACACUGAGACAGCUAGCCAAUCAGGUCAUUUUACACUGAGACAGAUGGCCAAUCAGGUCCUCUUACAUUCAGAAGGCCAAUCAGGUCCUUUUACGUUCAACUGGUCAAUCAGGUCCCUUUACAUUCAGAUAGCCAAUAAGGUCCUUUUACACUCAGCUUGUAACUAGUUGGUAACUCAUCUGCACUGAGUGAACACCUGUGGUGGAACAGUACCAAGCAUUAUCCUCUCCUCCCCUCGUAGAUGACUUGGAAUGGUAGAGCUUGAUAUUAUAUAUAUGUGGGUAUAUGAAAGACCAAAAUUAUAAUAAUACGGGAAUAAUGUUAGUACCAGGCUGACAGAUUGAAUCUGUUUGUUUUUUUAUAUAUAUACAUAUAUGUGUAUAUAUAUAAGUAUUAUUGUUAAUCACAAGAAGACAACACUAUGGAUUGGUCUUGAAUUACGUGUUUCCUUUAAUAGCCAUAGGAUACAUUUAACUAUAGACAAGUACUGAAUAUUGUUUUAAUUUUUUGUAGUUUAUUUUUUAUUUUAUUAAUGCUAGUACUGAGUUGUGAUAUCAACCUGUUCAGAAACAGUGAUAUUAAAGCACAAAUCUAAAACCUUAUUGUUGAUGUUUACUCAAAGAUCUUACUGUGGAAUAUUAUUUUGGACUUUUAUCUCUCCUCUUUCCGUCAGCCUCUCCCAAUGUGGUCCUGUAAAAACACUUACAGGCUUUAAACAGUUAACUCUGCAGCGGCAAAUGUUGAAUAUUGACGAGUGAGAAGAGAAUGUCUCGUAAUCAGUUAACGCAGUUUGAUUCCUGACAGUUGUUGCAUUUGGUCUUUCCACAGCAUCAAGUAAGAAGAAUAGUCUGUUUUUUUCUUCCUUAAGGUGCAGGUGACUUUUUAAAAUGUCAUCUUGUAAAGUUUUCUUUUAGAGUUGGAGUUCUGUUCUGUCAAAUCACAGAUGAAACUUGCUAAAAUUUUGGUUUAAACCAUAGUUGGUCUGGUUAAUUUCUGUUCUUAAUGUUCUUAUGUUGAAAUAGUUUUCUCAUUAAGUAUCAUAAACAGGAAUAACUCGUUUAUGCCAAACUGUUAGUUAAGAAAGAAUGCAAAAUAAAAAUGUUGUAACAGAAGCCUUUUUAAAAAAGCCUUUUUUUAUUUAAAAAAGCAAGAUUUGAGGCACCAUUGGUGCAGCAUUGCUGGUUUGACAUAUCUUUAGCCUCUGGCAUGAACUCAUAUUUUCAAUAUCAACAAAUACCUGUGCCUCUAUUGGAAUGAAGACUUUCACUGAAGUCAUUUUAUUAUUUUGGUUUUAUCCCGUCCAGUUUGACGGUUGAUGUUUAGGCGAACCCCUUCAGGAGGUCAGUCCUGGUUCUGCUGUCAGGUUCAGAGUUUUUACAUCCACUGAGAGAAGCCUGUUGAAUGUUUCCCUGUUUGGUCUGAUGGAAGUGUAAAAAAAAGGGCAAAAGGCCACCUUAUUUUUGUUCAUAGUUCUAAACUUUUUUUUUUUUUUUUUAAAGGGACACAAGUGCAACAACUGGUCCUUUUGUGUACCGAAGUUUGCUAGCCUUUUCACCAUCUACGCACAGAUGCUUUUCACCCUAACUCCUCUCUGUCUUUGUGUUUUAACACAACUUGAGCUCUCUCUGUUUAAUCCAGCCCUCUCUUCCAUUCUGUUUAACCCAGCCUUCUCUAUCUCUGUUGAGCCCAACCCUCCGGUCUGCCAAUGGCCUGGCAGUAGCUGUACCUUCAUCCAGCCUGGAGAUGGUGGCUGGAUGAAUGUAGUUAAACCAGUUAGUUAAUGUAAGCACUGUACUCCACUAUAAAGAGGUGUUGUGGUGUUUAGGAGUUUUGUAACUGCUGUUGUAGUAACCAGAGACUAUUGUGUAAAUACUGUAAAAGGGGACUAGUGAUGCAUUUAUUGUAAAUAUCAUACAAUGUCUACGAUUGUAUGCUUAAUGCAGGACUGACAGUACCCUUUUUGUGCAGGACUUUUUGAAUCAUGCAAUAAAAGUGUUUAAACCAUCA